Messenger RNA from Paramuricea clavata, 384 nucleotides. The record is from the annotation of a GenBank genome assembly. NCBI's taxonomy places the organism in Eukaryota, Metazoa, Cnidaria, Anthozoa, Malacalcyonacea, Plexauridae.
AUGGGACAGUAUUGUAUUUUUCGGCGCGGAGGUACAUGCCCUAAAGGAUUCGAUGAAGGAUUCAUAUUUUGGGAUGACGAAGACACCAACAAUGCAAAUAGAAAACGGGGAAGUCUUCCAGAUGGCGUGUAUAACAGCGAAACCAAAAUUGAAUUUUGCUGUCGCAAUGAUGUUUUCUCGAUCAGUUUUUGGAGCAUUGUAAAAUGCCGCGCUGCGGGAAUCAAUCUUUCUGGUCUCCCAAGAUGCAGAGAAUUGAUCUUGAUGAGACACAAGGGUAGUUGUCCUACAAUUUCUGGCUAUCGUGGACCCUACACUGGUUACCUUGAUUGGGACACCGAAGAUUCAGGGAACAAGGAUGAGUUUGUUGGUGUAUUUCCGGAUGGU